UUGUUGAAAAACAAAUGCAAGUUCCCAAGAAAGAAAGUCCGAGAUCUCUCUCUGAGCUCUGUUGCUGAAAUAAGUUUGUUAUUGGCUUCACUACUCUUUCACCACCGCCACCACCGUCAUCUUCUCUGCCGCUUUCCAUUUUCCGAUGACACUUUAAUAACUCUUCCUUCUUUCUCUUUACUCUCAAGUUGUUCAUGUAAAUUAUCUUUUUUAUCUACAUGGGGUUUUCCUGUUUUUUCUUCUAGUACGAUCUAUGUGAAAAUCUUGAAUUCUUGUGUUUGAUAAAGUAUAAAAAAAGGGUAUUUUCUAUUUUGGUUUUUUUUUUUUGAAGAAAAAUGGAUCAUAGUCGUGUUGAGCAGCAACCAAUUACUUCUGGUUUAACUAGGUAUCGAUCUGCGCCAAGUUCUUAUUUCUCUACUCUGUUAACUACUACUACACCUGUUACUGGUGGGGGUUGUGGUUAUGCAAGAGAUGAUUUUUCCAAUUUACCAAAUUCUACUGCUUCUUCUUCAUCUACUGAUAUAGAGCAAGUUUUUGCUAGAUUUGUAGCUAGUAUUGGUAACUCCAACUCUAACUCUGGGAAUUUUCCUACAAAUCAACCAAUUCAUGAAAACCCCACGAGUAAUAUGAAUGUUAGAUCGGAUUUUGUUGUACCAAAACAAGAGAUUACACCGCGGUUAGUACGACAUAGAAGUAGUGAUCACUCUCUUGUUUCAAAUUAUCAAAAUCAGAAUCAACACUUCAUUUCACCUGUGAAAAGGGAACCAGAAACUCUGCUACAGAGUACUGAUCAUGUUUCAGCUUCACAACUGAAUUACCAAAGCCAACCUCAACAAAUUGAGAAGUUAAAUGCAGUUACAGAUAAGCCAUUUGUAUUCGCGAAUUCGGCUAGUUUGACACCUGGUAGUAGUAGUGGUGGUGGUGGUAAUUCGAAUCUUACCCGUUAUAAUAGUUCGCCUGCUGGAUUCUUUGCUCAAAUCAAUAUUGAAAAUGAAUAUGGUGCUAUACGAGGCAUAGGGCGUUACGAAACUGGUACUAAUGCUGCUGCAGAUACUUCAUUGUCGACUCCAAAAAGUUUCAAGACUCAAGUUGGAUUCUCAUCCGGGAAACCUCCUGCUUCUCCCAGGCUUAUGGCUCCAAUAUCUGAAUUUGGAACUAAAGUCUUAGAGGAAAAGAGCAUGGGGAAUGAACAUAAAAACGACGAGCAUUGCAUUACAGAUUUCCCCAUGCCUUCUUGGGAAGAUUCACACAUUUUGUCCGAUGAUUUCCUUAAAACUGAAGACAUUGAGAUUGAGCCAUUCUCUAAUGAAGAUGCAUCCCAUAAUCAGAGUAGUGAAGGGCUGGCUCGCCCGCCAAUUCCUUUAUCUCAUCAUUUGAGUUUGCCCACAAGUACCAUGGAGAAGCUCUUGCAAGAUUCAGUUCACUUGAAUGUCAGGGCAAAGAGGGGUUGUGCCACUCACCCUCGUAGCAUUGCAGAAAGGGUAAGAAGAACACGAAUAAGCGACAGAAUGAGGAAGCUGCAAGAGCUUGUUCCCAACAUGGACAAGCAAACAAACACAGCAGAUAUGUUGGAUUUUGCAGUAGAUUACAUUAAAGAGCUGGAGAAACAAGUCAAGAUACUAGCAGAAAGGCGCGCCAAAUGUACGUGCAUAAAUAAGUAAAAACUUACAGAUCAAAAGGUGAAGUUAGGAUGAAAGGGAGCUGAUAAUGACAUCAGAUAACAGAAGUGGAUUCCCUUUAAUACUUGAAGAAGAUAAUGGGGUUGGCAAUUUGGCAUUUUGGUGGGUAAAAAUAUAGAAGCAAAUUCAUUUGAUAUAAUAUAAUAUACUUUUUUAUUUUAUAAACGUGAUAUCUGAAUUAGCUUCUGCUCACCUCAAUUACUAAGUCAUUUGCUCAUAUGAAUAAUUAUAUCCACCACAACCUCAAAUGUACAUAAACUUUUAGUCUAUUUUACUUGGCUUUUUCUCUUUUAAUAUAA
Solanum lycopersicum (tomato) is the source of this 1978-nucleotide messenger RNA. RefSeq names its product transcription factor bHLH81. Gene Ontology annotation, cellular component: nucleus. Gene Ontology annotation, molecular function: RNA polymerase II cis-regulatory region sequence-specific DNA binding; protein dimerization activity; DNA-binding transcription factor activity, RNA polymerase II-specific. The record is from RefSeq and is a predicted model, not a curated record. Lineage: Eukaryota; Viridiplantae; Streptophyta; Magnoliopsida; Solanales; Solanaceae. Gene Ontology annotation, biological process: regulation of transcription by RNA polymerase II.